This is a messenger RNA of Salvelinus fontinalis (brook trout), 5315 nucleotides long. Its product is annotated as succinate-semialdehyde dehydrogenase, mitochondrial-like. The transcript has 10 exons. The coding region runs from base 276 to 1811 and encodes 511 amino acids. The record is from RefSeq and is a predicted model, not a curated record. Gene Ontology annotation, molecular function: succinate-semialdehyde dehydrogenase (NAD+) activity. Gene Ontology annotation, biological process: GABA catabolic process. NCBI's taxonomy places the organism in Eukaryota, Metazoa, Chordata, Actinopteri, Salmoniformes, Salmonidae.
AUUUUGCUGCUUUCGAUAAUGACAUGUGUGUUACAAUGUAUCUAUUUUGAGCGAAGGAGUACACGAAUUAUGGUUUAACUUAGUCAGUAAUGUAUUGUGUGUGUGCAUGAUCACGUGUUUAAAUUGAUCGCAUUCAAGACUGGUUCAAACUCGUAUCUAUCCACGGACUACAACCUUAUUGAAAUUCACCAGUCACUGCAGCAGUUUUUCUUUGACUGACAGAGCGAGACAGCAUUCCAAUUGAAACCUCUUGUGGACAAAGCUAUUUUCCUGCUAUGGGUAGUUUCUGUCUCCUAAGAAGUCGGUGUCUCCCCCGCCAGGUCGGCCUACCAUUGGUCAUGCAUCGGCAAUACAGCCUUGACAUUUCCGCUCAGCUUCUCCGAACGCAGGGCUAUGUGAACGGGCAAUGGAUCAAUGCUCCAUCUACCUUCCCAGUGCUGGACCCAGCGACGGGGGAAGAGAUUGCGAAAGUCGCAGACUGUGGUCCAGCAGAAGCUAAACUAGCUGUCGACGCAGCCUACAAGGCAUUCUACUCCUGGAAACAACACACAGCGAAAGAAAGAAGUGUCCUUCUACGGAAAUGGUACGAUCUGUUGACGUUGAACAAGGAGGACCUUGCUAAGCUGAUCACCUUUGAGUGUGGCAAGCCCAUGAAGGAGUCCCUGGGGGAGAUUGCUUACGCUGCUGGCUUCCUGGAAUGGUUCUCUGAGGAGGCGCGCCGUGUCUAUGGGGAUGUUGUGCCCUCGGCUGCCAAGGACCGUAAGAUCCUUCUGCUAAAACAGCCUGUGGGCGUGGCCUCAAUCAUCACUCCGUGGAACUUCCCCAGUGCUAUGAUCACCAGGAAAGUGGGUGCUGCCCUGGCCGCGGGCUGCACCGUCGUGGUGAAGCCUGCCGAGGACACACCACUCUCUGCCCUGGCGCUCGCUGAGCUGGCGAGUCAGGCCGGGAUCCCUGCGGGGGUGUUUAACGUGGUUCCCUGCUCCAGAGAGAAGACCCCCUCUGUUGGGACGGUCCUCUGCACAGACCCCCUGGUGGGGAAGGUCUCCUUCACUGGAUCCACUGCCACUGGAAAGAUUCUCUUGAAGCACGCUGCCGACACCAUCAAGAGGGUUUCAAUGGAGCUGGGUGGCCAUGCCCCUUUCAUUGUGUUUGACAGUGCAGAUGUGGACAAGGCUGUGGCGGGAGCCAUGAACUCCAAGUUCAGGAACUCAGGACAGACAUGCGUCUGCUCCAACCGCUUCCUGGUCCAGAGUAGGAUCCACGAUCACUUCAUAGAGAAGUUGGGGAAGGCCAUGGACGCAGAGCUCCGUCUGGGCCACGGCUCUGACCCAAACACCACCCAGGGUCCCCUCAUCAACGUCCAUGCCUCUGAGAAGGUGGAGCACCAGGUAAUGGAUGCAGUGUCGCGGGGGGCCAAGGUCCUAAGGGGGGGGAAGCGUCUGGAUGGCUCGUUCCAUCAGCCCACUCUGCUGGCUGAUGUCACCACAGACAUGCUGUGUACCAGAGAGGAAACCUUCGGUCCUCUCCUGCCCGUCAUCAGGUUUAGCACAGAGGAGGAAGCACUUGCCAUUGCCAAUGCAUCUCAUGUGGGUUUGGCAGGGUACUUCUUUUCCCAGAACGUCAGUCAGAUCUGGCGGGUGGCGGAGAAUCUGGAGGUAGGCAUGGUGGGGGUCAACGAGGGUCUCUUCUCCACCCCAGAGGCCUCCUUCGGUGGGGUCAAACAAUCGGGCCUGGGCCGUGAGGGCUCCAAGUACGGCAUCGAGGAGUACCUGGACGUCAAGUACAUGUGCUUUGGAGGGCUAACCCCCUGAGGGUCCACUGCACCCCCCCCCCCCAAGUAGGAAGCGGUGAUUUUGGGAAAAGGGAGGAUUCUUAGGCUCUAGUAACAGUUACUUACUCAUAUUUCACAUUAAAAAAACUACAAUGGAUUAUUACAAUCAUCAAAUAUGAUUCCUUCACAAAUGAUUGUGAUUCUGAUCCUCUGCAUAUGUUGUCAUUGAGAGCCUUCAUUGCUCAGAUACAGGGAAAGAAAUAUGUUAAACAUAUGUUAAUGCAGUACAACUUAACUGGGAGUCCUGCAGGCUGGUAUGGAGUAUAGGAAAACCUUUCAUAGUAUUGAAAAUGCCAUUGGUGGUUGCACUAUUAUCGCUAACGCCAUGGUUCAUAGAUACAGUUGAAGUCAGAAGUUUACAUACACUUAGGUUGGAGUCAUUAAAACUCAUUUUUCAACCACUCCACACAUUUCCUUUUAACAAACUAUAGUUUUGGCAAGUCGGUUAGGACAUAUACUUUGUGCAUGACACAAGUCAUUUUUCCAAUAAUUGUUUACAGACAGACUAUUUCACUUAUAAUUCACUGUAUCACAAUUCCAGUGGGUCAGAAGUUUACAUACACUAAGCCUUUAAACAGCUUGGAAAAUUUCAGAAAAUGAUGUCAUGGCUUUAGAAGCUUCUGAUAGGCUAAUGGACAUCAUUUGAGUCAAUUGGAGGUGUACCUGUGGAUGUAUUUCAAGGCCUACCUUCAGUGCCUCUUUGCUUGACAUCAUGGGAAAAUCAAAACAAAUCGGCCAAGACCUCAGAAAAAAAUGAUAGUCCUCCACAAGUCUGGUUCACACUUGGGAGCAAUUUCCAAACGCCUGAAGGUACCACGUUCAUCUGUACAAACAAUAGUACGCAAGUAUAAACACCAUGGGACCAGGCAGCCGUCAUACUGCUCAGGAAGGUGACGCGUUCUGUCUCCUGGAGAUGAACGUACUUUGGUGCAAAAGUGCAAAUCAAUCCCAGAACAACAGCAAAGGACCUUGUGAAGAUGCUGGAGGAAACAGGUACAAAAGUAUCUAUAUCCACAGUAAAAUGAGUCCUAUAUCGACAUAACCUGAAAGGCCGCUCAGCAAGGAAGAAGCCACUGCUCCAAAACCGCCAUAAAAAAGCCAAACUACGGUUUGCAACUACACAUAGGGACAAAGAUCGUACUUUUUUGAGAAAUGUCCUCUGGUCUGAUGAAACAAAAAUAUAACUGUUUGGCCAUAAUGACCAUCAUUAUGUUUGGAUGGAAAGGGGGAUGCUUGCAAGACGAAGAACACCAUCCCAACCGUGAAGCACAGCGGUGGCAGCAUCAUGUUGUGGGGGUGCUUUGCUGCAGGAGGGCUGGUGCACUUCACAAAAUAGAUUGCAUCAUGUGGAAGGAAAAUUAUGUGGAUAUAUUUAAGCAACAUCUCAAGACAUCAGUCAGGAAGUUAAAGCUUGGUCGCAAAUGGGUCUUCCAAAUGGACAAUGACCCCAAGCAUACUUCCAAAGUUGUGGCAAAAUGGCUUAAGGACAACAAAGUCAAGGUAUUGGAGUGGCCAUCACAAAGCCCUGACCUCAAUCCCAUAGAACAGGGGUGUCAAACUCAUUCCACGGAGGGCCUAGUGUCUGCAGGUUUUUGGUUUUUCCUUUCAAUAAAGCCCUAGACAACCAGGUGUGGGGAGUUCCUAACUAAUUAGUGAUGGUAAUUCAUCAAUCAAGUACAAGGGAGGAGCGAAAACCCGCAGACACUCGGCCCCCCGUGGAAUGAGUUUGACACCUGUGCCAUAGAACAUUUGUUGGUAGAACUGAAAAAGCGUGUGCGAGCAAGGAGGCCUGCAAACCUGGCUCAGUUACACCAGCUCUGUCAGGAGGAAUGGGCCAAAAUUCACCCAACUUAUUGUGGAAAGCUUGUGGAAGGCAACCUGAAAAGUUUGACCCAAGUUAAACAAUUUAAAGGCAAUGCUACCAAAUACAAAUUGAGUGUAUGUAAACUUCUGACCCACUGGGAAUGUGAUGAAAUAAAUAAAUGCUGAAAUAAAUAAUUCUCUCUGUUAUUAUUCUGACAUUUCACAUUCUUUAAAUAAAGUGGUGAUCCUAACUGAUUUUUACUAGGAUUAAAUGUCAGGAAUUGUGAAAAACUGAGUUUAAAUGCAUUUGGCUAAGGUGUAUGUAAACUUCCGACUUCAAGUGGAUGUGUAAGAAGCUGCCGAGAAAUCCAUGUCUCAAGUUCCAUGCUCUACAUUGUUUCCUCUCCUCCUCCUCUCUGACCACUGGCCUAUAAGAACUGGUGAAGGGAAAGCAAUAUGGUGACAACCCAAACCAGUUCUCCAGGUCCGUUAAAAGGAGAGUUAAAGACCCAGUGCAGUCUAAACAUGAAUUUCCAAUGUUUUUAUAUGUAUAUUUCUACACUGAGGUUGGAAAAUGGUGAUAAUGCCCUUUUAGUUUAAGAGCUGUUUGGAAAGACUGCCUGAAAUUUCAGGUUGUUUUGGUGGGAUGUAGUUUUGGCCUGCCUGGUGACAUCACCAGAUGGUAAAUUCUCUGCCAAUAACCACUUAUUUUCAGUUUUCCCCUCACUCAGACCACUCCCAGACAGUCUUAGCAAAAUUCUUGUUUGAGAAAUUGCUCUUUGCUAAGAAGCUAUUUUUGAUUCUUUGUUUUCAAUUAUAAUGGUCAAAAUCACAGUAAGGUACUUAAUUGCUACCCAGAUAUUAUUUGAUGUUGAGAUAAAAACAGCUGCAUUGGAACUUUAAGGGUAGUCCCUUAAAGAGGAGGAGAGGACGCCACAAUAGUAUUUGGACAUAACCCCAUACACUUCUCCAACCUGUGGUAUCCCAUAACGAUCUGGACCUUUAGUGCUGAAUCAUAUGUUGAGAUACAAAUUAACAAAUGUGUGUUCUCAAUGUAGGAUUGGGCCCUCAAUGAGGAGCACUGUGUAACUUGAAGCCUAGUGUAGAGUUGGGUAGAUUUAAUAAGCACAUCAAUUGAAAAUAGUUGAGAUUAUUAAUAUGCACAAGAGACAUCAUCUGUUUAAUUGGAAGAUUAUUUAUAUUUCGGCUAUUUUCUAGAAAAGGGAGCUUGGCUGUAUCCAGAUGCCAGCUGUAUUAGAUAUGUCACAAAUUAUGAAUAACACUAUUUUGGUAACCAUUGUUGGGCUAAGCAUCCUCUGUUGUAAAUAGUUUUUUUUAACUGUCCUAACUACUUAAAAACCAUCUAUUGUAGACCAUGCCACUACAUUAUAGGUUAUGGUGUUGUCGUUGUCGUUGGUAACUAGUCUUCCCACAUACAAUAUAUUAUACAGUAGAGAUGCCUUACGAUAUUCAGACAGGUGGUACAAACUGCGUGCUGUAUCUGAGCCUGUAAUUGUAAAUGUUGUGUUCUCUGAAGUAAUGUCUCUUGCCAAACAUUGUGCCGUUUGAAUGAUUUGACAUUCUGUUUUCUAGUUGUACAUUCUUAUUGUAAAAAAUAAAUAUAUUUCUAACUAUUGUAAAUAUUAUUGGAGUUUUUCAGAAAAUAAAUUACUGUGAGUUA